Messenger RNA from Desarmillaria tabescens, 1701 nucleotides. RefSeq lists its product as uncharacterized. NCBI's taxonomy places the organism in Eukaryota, Fungi, Basidiomycota, Agaricomycetes, Agaricales, Physalacriaceae. The record is from RefSeq and is a predicted model, not a curated record. Bases 1 to 1701 code for a protein of 566 amino acids. The transcript is spliced from 4 exons.
AUGUCGUUGUACGACGGUGACCAUAUGAACCCCGAAGACCACGAAGCCCAUUACUCCGUGGUUACCCUCGAAUCCACGCUCCUUCUAUAUGCCUACGAGCUAGAACGAACACAACAAAGAGCACCGACCCUCCCGAACUCCGCCCAAGCACACCGCAGCCCCCCGUCCCAGAGGACGACCACGUCCUCUCACAGCAAGACAUGGAAGGGCAAAAUGACAGCAGGGGCAAAGAAAUUGGGUCUUCCCUUUGGGAAGAAGACCCCAGCUGACACAGUAUCUCUCCAAACAACAACGGAGACAGUCCCGGAGAGCAGCUACAUGUACGAGAAGCCUGAAGGAUCUACAUUGAUGUCGCUAGAGGAAGAAUCUUCACCGACUGAGGCCAUGAAAUAUGCCUCCCAAGUACAACACCAGGAGCAAUUGAAGGAGAGUGGGUAUGACCAAAUGCCGGGCGCGAUGUGGGAAGCAACGGCGAUGGCCCAGAUAGUUCAGACUAUGGAAGCACCCGGUCAACAGAUGAGCACAGUCAGCAGUCCUGGGGAGAGCCCGUCAUGGCAGGAAGCGGCACGACAAUGGAAAGCGAGUCAAGGGAUACGACGAGGGAUUCCCCAGAGCCAAGAAUCCAAGGCCCUGGGUCCCCGACCAGCUCCUCCAGCUGGCUAUCCUGGUACUCAGCAGACGGGACUCGAUGAGUCCACGGAAUCGACACUCCACGACGUUAUACGUUGCCGAUCCCUAGCUCAAAUUGAUACGUUCCAGACCCUCCAAUCCAACCUGACCCCAGAGAGCUCGAACAAUGGGCAGAAGAGGAACACCUCAGAGCCUGGGCAGAUGCCUUCGGGGAACCCACAACUGCAUGAAUCUCACCAGUUGAGUCCACAUCCUCCAUCGGGGGAACCCUCGACACGAUCACCGAGGAAGAAAACCCUAUCCCUCUCACACUUCCCAGACCCUCAGGGGCCCAGACCCCCUACUAUCCUGAUGACGAAGACCCAUGGGGAGAGCAGGCAGAUCCAGAGGAGCUCCAGCAACACCCCCAUGCUGACUCCCCGCCAUGGGAGUGAGGGGUCUUAUUUGCAGACACCAAUGAUGAGGACACGGUCCUCUGGUGGUUCACAGGAGCCCAAUCCCUUGCCAGAACUACCAACGCAGGCCUCGCAGAUUGGCCUCACUGCAGGUGCCGGAUCUGCAGACGAUUAUGGAACUUGGCCCAAGCCUGAUAUAACGAAGUUGGGCCCGACCCAGAGCUCGAACCCUUCCUUACCCCCAAACCAACCUUCCACGUUGAACCCCCCUUCAUAUCCCAGAGAGAGCUACAGUGGUGGGUCUAUGACAGGGCAGACUUCGGAGACAUCUUCGAAAGUUAUAGAAGAUACUUCGCAUAUGUCUGGAACUGGAACCAGAUAUGGAUCGACGGAAAUCCCUACCUCUUAUGAUAUGAACCCGUUUUCCACCCAACCGACCAUCUCAACCGACUGGACCCAUGGGUUAGAGCCAGGAUACAAGUCGACAGGCUCACCCAUGCGGGAGAAUACGAAAACGAUCCCCCCUUCGACAAAGGGCACGACGAGUUCGUUCAAGGGUCCAGCACCCAUCCCUACCGACGAAGAACUUUAUAGAAUGAACUGGGACCAAUUCUGGUGGUAUAUGCACGCCAAACUACCCUAUGAAACCUAUUGGUCCACCUCCCCACAAGGGUGA